Drosophila sechellia is the source of this 4980-nucleotide messenger RNA. RefSeq names its product TGF-beta receptor type-1 babo (gene babo). The transcript has 5 exons. Gene Ontology annotation, molecular function: metal ion binding; transmembrane receptor protein serine/threonine kinase activity; ATP binding. Gene Ontology annotation, cellular component: signaling receptor complex; plasma membrane. The record is from RefSeq and is a predicted model, not a curated record. Gene Ontology annotation, biological process: cell surface receptor protein serine/threonine kinase signaling pathway; protein phosphorylation; cellular response to growth factor stimulus. Lineage: Eukaryota; Metazoa; Arthropoda; Insecta; Diptera; Drosophilidae. The coding region runs from base 1426 to 2634 and encodes 402 amino acids.
ACACACCUUGCACACCCACGCUUCCAGCGAACCACCCCAUCCCACCCCGUCUUCGUCCUUGUUCGUCCUUCGAGGGGAGAGUAGAUAUGAUAAGCUCGUUUUUGUUUCGAUGUCACAAUGAGUUUUGAGUUUGGUAACCUGUACUUGAGAGCUUUUCGAGGAGCACAAAACGCCGAGAAAGUAAAAUAUAUAUUUUUAAAUAAAUUUAAACUAAUUAAAUGUAUAUUGUAGUUGAAAAUGAAAUAAUAUCCAGAGUUUUUAAAGCUGGCCUAAGAAUGUAUCUUGAAAUAGUAAGGUUGUCUUAAAAUGCGAAUUCAAUUGGGAACAAGGUUUUAUUUUGCUCGUUUAAUUUCGUUGUUUGUGGUUUGUCGUCCUUGUUUAUACAUUAACUUCCUUUGCCACAUUUCUUGUGAAUUAUACGCACCGGCCACAUUGUUGCCUUGUCUGUUUGACCACCCCACAGCCCGCAGCCCAUACCCUUUGUUUAGGCCGCCACCUUUCACCUGUCAACCGAGUUUGUGCCGCACCGUUCUGCAUGUUCUGUCUGCUGGCCUGACCUUUGCGUCUUUAUCGUAUUGACUUGUUAAAACGCAUUUAAGGAGGAAGUAAGCAAGGCAUUUACCAGCAACAACAAGCCCGUCUCAAGGGCCACCAGUAGCGACAGCACCAACCGCCCACCGGGAUAGGAGGAGAAGGCGGAGGAGGAGUUUCAAGAAGCCCUUGCAGACGGUGGCCUUGCGCACCCUCUCCAUGAGUCCACCUCUUCCUCCAGCUCCCAACCCCAAGUGUCUGUGCCGGUUUGUGAGAGUGUAUGUAUCUGUGUGUCUGCCCCGUUUCAUUCAUGUGCAAUGCCGCUUUCAGAGCUGCAGUUGCAACUGCAAGUCGCAGUCAACGUUCUUUCAUUUCAUUCAUUAAUGGCCGCAUUUUUUGCCAGCAGUCUGCCGCUUUUCAUACUUGUUACCCUACCAAGAGUUCUAUUGGUUCACAUAGUGAUUGGACAUUAAACUGAAGACUUUAACUAAGCUAAGCUUUAAAUUCAAUAUAAGAUUAAAUUUACUCAAAAAUUUUCACACUUAUUCAAGUCCGAUUUCUGAUAGUCAAUGGAACGAGAUGGAACUGAUAGUAAAUUAUAAAACCCCUGCUGAAUUCUUGUUAAACUAACUUCCAAUAGGGUAUUCAGUUGUCCAAGAGGUCAAUUUAUCAUAUAGUUUCUCGCAGUUGUUCGCCCAUUUUCAUAGCACUUUUGUGUUUGUUCAAUGGGAGGUUGGUAUGUGUGUAUGGAUUAGUUCGUCUGCGGAACAUUUCGGUUGGGAUUCGGGUAUGGAUUUGGCUUGUUUCCUUUUUUGUAAGCAGCCGCAAAGUUAGUUUUUUGUUUAAUACGUUUUCGUCAUUAUUAAGUAGUUUGUAAGCUCGUUGCCGAAUUGAAUGCAAAGGUUUUUAAAUAACUCGAAAUAUUCACACGCAGAUUAUGUGCCACACCGACUGACCAGCUGGGAGUUUGUGGCUAUCAUCCUAGGGGCCACCCUCUUCAUUUGCUUCACGGGCACCAGUACGUGGUAUUAUUGCCAGCGUCGCAAGCGAAUGGCCAGCGGAAGGCCGUUUGCCAAGGAGGAUUCAGCAUACGAUCCUAUAUUGAAUGGUAAUACAACCAUACACGACAUCAUUGAGAUGACCACCUCCGGUUCGGGUUCGGCUGGUCUUCCGCUGCUGGUGCAGCGUUCCAUUGCCCGGCAGGUGCAGCUGUGCCACGUUAUCGGUAAGGGACGUUUCGGCGAGGUCUGGCGUGGACGCUGGCGAGGCGAAAACGUGGCGGUCAAGAUCUUCUCUAGUCGCGAGGAGUGCUCCUGGUUCCGUGAGGCGGAAAUCUAUCAGACGGUAAUGCUGCGGCACGAGAACAUUUUGGGAUUCAUAGCUGCGGAUAACAAGGACAAUGGAACUUGGACACAGUUGUGGCUCGUAACCGACUACCAUGAGAACGGAUCGCUCUUUGACUACCUAACCACGCACCCGGUGGACACCAACACCAUGCUGAACAUGUCGCUGAGUAUUGCCACUGGACUGGCGCAUCUGCAUAUGGACAUUGUGGGCACUCGCGGCAAGCCCGCCAUCGCCCAUCGUGAUCUCAAAUCCAAAAACAUACUGGUCAAAUCAAAUCUAAGCUGUGCUAUUGGAGAUUUGGGUCUGGCCGUGCGUCAUGUGGAGAAGAAUGACUCUGUGGACAUACCUUCCACUCAUCGCGUGGGUACCAAGCGCUAUAUGGCGCCCGAGGUGCUGGACGAGAGUAUGAAUGAUCAGCACUUUGACUCGUACAAGCGGGCGGAUGUGUACGCCUUUGGACUGAUCCUCUGGGAGAUUGCACGUCGCUGCAACAUGGGCAUGAUAUACGAUGAGUAUCAAUUGCCAUAUUACGAUGUCGUGCAGCCAGAUCCCAGCAUUGAGGAGAUGAAAAAAGUGGUUUGCAUCGAGAAGUGCCGACCAAACAUUCCAAACCGCUGGCAUGCCUCCGAUGUGCUCCACAACAUGGCCAAGGUGAUGAAGGAGUGCUGGUAUCCCAAUCCUGUGGCCCGAUUGACAGCGCUUCGCAUCAAAAAGACACUUGCUAGCAUCAGCGUGGAGGACAAGGUCAAGAACUGAUUGUGGCUUCAGUUUGACGAGUAGCCCUCGUGUCGCGCCCCGUGGGAUCGGGGGCAGACAAAUAUUAGUAACCUGUAACCUGGCCCCGCGUUACCUUAAAUGUCCUGGCAGCGCUUGCGAAGCAGUUCCAGAAACCAGAAACCCGUUAAGAAAUUAAAUACAAAGAAGUUGUAAAUAUUAUGUGCUAACUCAUCCUUAAAGUUUCCAAUGCUUUGCUUUGUUUCCGUUCAGAACGAGCUCGUUAUAAGUUUUGUGUUACACCAUCCUCAACUAUUGUACAUAACCUUCGUUGACAUUUUCGCUGAGAUUUGCUUGUUUCCGGGCGGAGUGAUCAAGGCGGCGCGCCAAAAAAAAUAAACUGCCGCACUGCCAUUAGAACUACCAAUUAGGGCCUAGUUAUAUACCAACAAAAUAACACAUUAUAUACAAUAUAUAUAUUUUUUAUAAAUCCUGUUCGCGAGCUAGAACGAACGCCAGCAAACGAAACGAUAAAUACAUAACGAAAACAAAACAGUAAGACUUUGUCAAGACUGAGCAGCAGUGGAAAGCAGUGAGAAAACAACAGAUUUGAACCGCAGACAAUUUUUAGCCUGCAAUGAAAUAUACAAAACCAGCCACAACCAGAUUAUUAGCAAGAAAGAUAACUCUUUUAGGCACUAACCAACAGAUAAAGUCGAUAAACUCAGGAAAUCGUAACGUAAAAAUAAAAUGAAAGGAAUCAAACGAUUUGGCGCGCCGCCUGCUCACGAACAGCUUGCCAUGCCCAUCGCCUCUAAAACUUAAUGAACACCACCCCUCUCCCAUAAGUAGGUAUCCAUAUUGCUGGAAGCGCUUCUCUUUGUAAUCCUAUGUUUAAACUAUUUUAAAAUGUCUACACCAAAACUCUCGACCCUGGCAACCUGCAUAGUCACGCAUACUUUUUAUUUUUGUUAUUUCAUUUACCUUCAUGUUGCCUGUGAACAUAUCCCUUUAUAAAUCCAGUUUCUUGUUGUUUUAUAACCAAAGCUUGUUCUUCCUAUUUUAUAGUAGCCAUAAAUAAGUAAACAAAACUAUAAAUGUACAUGGUAUAUAUGAAUAUAUAUACACAUAUAUAUAUGAAUUGUAUACUAUAUUUGCUUCUAUUAUAAAUUGUAUGGAACUAAAUGUUUCGUGAACAAACCUAAACCACUAAUUUAAGCCUGUGCACAGAGUUUGGGUGCGCUAAUUCCGGGUCAUACAAUAUGUUUAACAUCAUAAAUCAACUAAAUCUCACAUCAAAUGCCAUAAAGCUAAAUGAGUCCAUUAUCAAUGUAUACGUGUAAACACAGUCCAUUACCAGAAUGCAAUAGUAGUUUCAACACAACCCAUGUUUCCUUUGCCCAUCAAUACACGCCAGCUGAGAGAUUAAAGUAAACAUUAAUUAACAUUUUAAUCAUUUCGAUGUAAGCUAAGAGUAAGAGUUUGUACGAGCAAGAUUGUAAUUAGGGUUAUGAUUAAAUAGUACCUUCAUAUUGUUAUUUUUUCGGUCUGCGAAAUUUACUUUCCUAUUUUAAUUUAAUUUAAGCUUUCUGAAGUUAAUCACAUCCUGUACGAACACAAUCGAUUUCUUUGGAAAACAAAUCUAAACUAAAUUUAUAGCUCUAUUCGCGUACGUAUAUUUAGGUUUUGAAACUAUUCCUGUAAUUGUAAAAUCUGUAAAUAAUCUGUGCAUUCUGUGCAUGCGAGUCAAACAAAAACCGAGAGACAAGUUUCGAAGGAUAGCGAACUUGAUAUUUGUUUGACUGUUCCAAGCUAAGUUUAAGCCGAAAGUUGUUCUUAAGACUAACCCCCCAAUACAACCUCCGAAGUGGGGCACUUCCUAAAGCCCACGACCUUAGUCCCUGAUCCAAACCAAAAACAACUUAAAAAACAACUGAGUUUAAGAUUCAAUUUAAACCGAAGAACACAAAAUCAACAAAAGACUUGAACAUGCGCAAAAACAUAUAAAAAAUAAUUUUAAAAAUAAAUCCUAUUUUGCUGGCAAAACACACUUUUGGUUCGAAAUUUCCAAGAUUUCCAGAACUAAAACGAUGCACCUUGUGCGAUUUAUGUUAGGCUCAAGUAAGCGAAGUAAGUGUCUCAGCCAUAAAGUUAGGGACGAAAGCAUUUGUAAUGUGUAUUAUUCGUGAAUGGAUUGGAUCAUGAGAGAUAUAUAGAAUGUCAAAGAGUUGGAGAACGAAAGGAGGAAUGAUUUACUUGGGUGUAAUGUUAAAAACAAAAGCGUUGAAAGUGUAAACAGAGUCUAACUUUUAGCUUUAAGCUGCGUUUUUACUGGCACUUUAAAUAAAAUUACAAAAAUAAAACCAACCGAAAAGAUUUGUAAAAGAA